Molecule: messenger RNA, 318 nt
Organism: Knipowitschia caucasica
Lineage: Eukaryota; Metazoa; Chordata; Actinopteri; Gobiiformes; Gobiidae
Source: the annotation of a GenBank genome assembly
AUGGGAGGCUCCAAGUCCAAAGGCACCAGCUCAAGUCCUGGGGCAGACACCACCUCUGAGUGCAGUGAGACCUCUGUGGCACGACUUAAAGGAUCCCGAAACGCAACACCCUUUGUCUUUACCAGAAGGAGCUCUUUGUACUUUGACGAAGACGGCGACCUCGCUCAUGAAUUUUAUGAAGAAACCGUCGUGACCAAAAACGGCAGGAAAAAGUCCAAAUUAAAAAGGAUACAGAAAAACCUAAUUCCCCAGGGCAUCAUCAAACUGGACAUUCCUUGUAUCCACGUAGACUUUCCCAUCAUUCUCUGUGAAGGCUGA